Messenger RNA from Thalassophryne amazonica, 1658 nucleotides. Its product is annotated as zinc finger and SCAN domain-containing protein 2-like. Gene Ontology annotation, biological process: regulation of transcription by RNA polymerase II. The coding region runs from base 90 to 1184 and encodes 364 amino acids. Gene Ontology annotation, molecular function: RNA polymerase II cis-regulatory region sequence-specific DNA binding; DNA-binding transcription factor activity, RNA polymerase II-specific. Gene Ontology annotation, cellular component: nucleus. NCBI's taxonomy places the organism in Eukaryota, Metazoa, Chordata, Actinopteri, Batrachoidiformes, Batrachoididae. The record is from RefSeq and is a predicted model, not a curated record. The transcript is spliced from 2 exons.
UGAGCAGCAGUGUUCGUGUCUGUGACUCUUUGGUUUUUUUGUUUUGUGACGGAGUUUGUUGUAGAAAAAGUUGGUGUCGUUGUGUGAAAAUGUCUAAAGUCCAAAUGCUGAGAGCGUUGGUGAAGCAGCGACUAACUGCGGCUGCUGAAGAGAUAUUUGGGCUGUUUGAAAGAACCAUAGAGUACGAGGAGGAACUUUGUCGUUCCAAAGAGGAGAACCACCGACAGCGACACCUGCUGGACACCGUCUUUAACGCAGAAAGACAAACAGAUGUUCAGCAGCCAGGUGGGUGUAAAGAAGAGAUUCCAGCUGAACAACAGGACCAAGACUCCAUUCUGGUCCAGGACAAUCCAGAUCCUACUGACAUUAAAGAAGAGCUGAAGGAGGCUGAUAUCAUCCAAUUCACAUUGACCCGUGCCCCUGUGAAGAGUGAAGAUGAUGAAGAGAAACCUCAAUCUUCAACACAUAUUCAAAGACAAACUAAGGCUAAGCCUCAAGCCAGCAGCUCCACAGGACACAUGAAAGCAGAAACUGAUGGAGAGGCCCACGGGGGACCAGAAUCAUACACAAAUUCAGAUCCAGAUACUGAUUGUCAACCUGAUGAGGACAAGAUUUCAGAGUGUUCUGAACCUGAAACUGAAGUCAGUGAUGAUGAAUGGAAGGAAAUGAGAGGACCUCAGCUGGGCUCAAAGACCCUGAAAGUUAAAGAAACAUCCGUCAGUGAUGUGGAAUUGAUUAAAAAACCCUUUACCUGCUCUGAGUGUGGUAAAAGAUAUGGGCAAAAGAAAAACCUGAAGAGACACAUGAAAGUUCACACAGGAGAGAAACCAUUUGGCUGUCCAAUUUGUAAGAAACGCUUCUCCUUUAGUCAAGGUUUCAAGAACCACAUGAGCAUCCACAUGGGAGAAAAACCUUUCAGUUGUUUGGUGUGUAAUAAACGUUUUACUGAACGUGGGAAUCUGAAUCGACAUGUCAGGAUCCACACCGGAGAAAAACCCUUCAGCUGUUCAAUUUGUCAAAAACGUUUCACAUGUAGCACAGGUGUUGUGAGUCACAUGAGGAGUCACACUGGAGAAAGACCAUAUCACUGCUCCGUUUGUGAUAAAGGCUUUACCAGAAAACCUUAUCUCAUCAAACACAUGUCAGUCCACAGAAGAGAAAAAACAGUUCAGAUUACAGACUGAGUGAAGAUCCACUUGAACUGUCCCUUCUGCCUUGGUCAGUUUUCAUCAUUAGUCCGUGAGCCACAAUCCUAAACUUAGCCAGUGGGUGUCAUCUGGAUGGGAGAUCCCAGUUGCUGUUUUUGACUCGGUGCACUAAUCCCGUUCACAACAUGAAAACUUUGUAGCUCAUUAGCUUUAUUACAUCAUUAUUACUGACUAGUUUCUUUUGAUUUCUGGUUUGUUCUGGGUUUCAGCAGUGUAUCCGGUGUGGAUCCUUAUGUUUGUUUUGGCAUAAGGUUUACACUGGAUGCUCUUCCUGGUGCAUGGGUGGUCUUGAGCCAGUGACCUUCUUGUUGGAGGCAAGCUUGCUAACCACCUGCACGUCCUCUGUCUGUAGGUUCAUGACUGCAGCAAAUGAGUGCGCUAAGACCUGAAACUCAAUCAUAGGAUGGAGUUUCAGUAACUCCACCAAUUACCACCACUAUGACAUCUUGA